This is a messenger RNA of Cyprinus carpio (common carp), 1056 nucleotides long. RefSeq lists its product as uncharacterized. The coding region runs from base 275 to 910 and encodes 211 amino acids. The record is from RefSeq and is a predicted model, not a curated record. The transcript has 8 exons. Lineage: Eukaryota; Metazoa; Chordata; Actinopteri; Cypriniformes; Cyprinidae.
ACUGAAGGCAGUCUAUCUACCCCACUUUCUGUGUUUAGGUGGAUUUCUCAAUAAAGAUGAAGUGAGAAUUCUUCAUUUUGAAGACAGUGGAAUUGCAUUUGAGAAAUGCAAGUUAACUAGAUUCCAUGCCAAACUUCUGGACCACACCUUUUCCCCUAAAGGUGUUCUUUUGAGGAGUGGCUUCUCUGUGAAUUAUCAUUGUGAAACACUUAUCUAUCAAACUUUAAAAUCACACCUCACACUUCAUGUGUACUUGAUUCCAAGUGAUAAAAAAAUGAUAGAGGCUGUUCAAGAAAAUGAGGCUGAUAGCAAGGCUAUCACAAAGCCAGGACCAGAAUCCUCGCUUCAGACGAAGACUUGGUUUUCACUGAGGACACUGGAGAAAAUGAGGAAAUCUGACUCUAAUUCUGAAGUCAUACCCGAGAAGAUACAACUCAAAUACAAGCCCAUAAAACCAAAUUUCUUUGAAGUAUUCAUUGAUGCUCCAAAAGAGGACUUCUACCUUCAGCUGAUGGCGCAACAACACAAAGAAGUUGUAUGGAAUGUCAAAAUACGUCAAGCUGAUUACAGUCAGAAUGUUUCUUCAGUGGAUGUACGCAGAGAAUCUUACAGCUCAAAUGCUGUUGGUAACAGCCGUGUGCAUGAGAUCCUCCUACAGCAUCUUGAAUAUCUGACCUCGGACGAAUUAAAAUUAUUUAAAUGGCAUUUGACUGAAGGUGUGGAAGCUUUCAAAAAAAUUCCCGAAGGUAAACUGGAAAAAGCAGAAAGAUGCAAUAUUGUGACAUGCAUGAUUGAUCAAUAUGAACUGGAUGGUGCUGCUAAACUCACUGUGAUGAUUUUGAAAAAAAUGCAAAAGAACAACGAUGCCAAACAACUACAAGAAAAGCUUGAUAUGAAAGGCACAGACUGAACAGCAACCAUGAUGACCAAGAGUGCCCUUACGAAAAAGAAGUUUAUUCAAGUGUGCUAUUAGUAUACUUAUUUUAAACUAAAAAUAGGAAAGUAUACUUUUAGUUUACUUUUUAUGUACUUCUCAGAAAUGGGCUUUAUGUACUU